Molecule: messenger RNA, 1272 nt
Organism: Thecamonas trahens ATCC 50062
Lineage: Eukaryota; Apusomonadida; Apusomonadidae
Product: TKL/SHK protein kinase
Exons: 2
Coding region: 1-1272 (423 amino acids)
Biological process (GO): protein phosphorylation
Molecular function (GO): protein kinase activity; ATP binding
Source: RefSeq, a predicted model, not a curated record
AUGCGUGGUAACGACUCUGCGGUAGAGCUGUUGUCCGAGACAGGGACGGCGUCGGGCGCGUUGGCCAGGUCCGGCUCGGGCAGGUCGGUCUCGGCGUCGUCGGCCGCGGGUGCGUUGGCCGGCGCCGGAUCGACGUCGCGCGGGGACGACGGCAGCAGAAGCGGGUCGGCCGGAUCGCAGGGUGGAAGCAGGUCCGAAAAGAAGCGGCACAAGCGGCGGGGAAAGGAGAAGAGCAAAUACAAGCACAGAGGCAAGAGCAAGAGCAAGAGCAAGGCCAAGAGUAAGGACCGCUCGUCGAGAUCAUCGCGCUCGUCGCGGUCGAGGUCCAAGGCCAGGGAGAAGGAGUCAAGUGGAAGCGGGCUGACCGCAGGCAGAAAGGCCUCUUCGUCGCAGCUCGACUUUGAUCUUGGCGGCGGCGGUGGGCGCGGCCAGGGGCUGUCGUCGUCGGCGGCGCGGGCUGAGCUGGACAUGCUCCCGUUCACGGUGCUCCGUGAGGCAGACGUGACGGUCAUCGAGGCGAUUGAUGCCGGCGCGUUUGGCAUGGUGGCGCGCGGGAUGUACGGUGGACGCGAGGUGGCGGUCAAGAGCCUGCUCAACGAGGACCCGAGCCACGCCGAGCUCGACGAGUUCUUUAACGAGGUUGCAGUGAUGGCGCGGGUGUCGCACCCAAACGUGGUCGAGUUCAUCGGCGCCGUGGUUGACCUUCCGGUCAUGAUUGUGACCGAGUUCUGUGCCGGCGGCGAUCUCUCGGGUCUGCUGUUUGGCCCGGAGGCACGCGCGUUUGACGAGCUCGAGCUUGUGCGCGGCAUUGCGAGCGGCAUGGCUGCUCUGCAUGCUGCCAAAGUGGUUCACCGCGACCUCAAGCCAAAGAACGUGCUCCUCACGGCAGACCUUGUGCCCAAGAUUGCCGACUUUGGCUUUGCCAAGACGCGCGAGACCAUGUCGCGGCGGGCGGAGCAGUCGAUUGUGGGCUCGCCGUUCUACGUCGCACCCGAGGUGGUAGCGAGCGGGUGCUACUCGUCGCGGUGCGACGUCUUUUCUUACGCCUCGGUAGUGUGGACGGUCUACGCCAAGACCGAGCCGUUCUCCCAACAUGCCUUCUCCUCCAUGAUGGACAUGCUCACCGGAAUCUGCGAGCACGGCAUCCGGGCCGGCCCGAUCUCGCGCGACUGGCACAUCCUCAUCCAGGCCGUCAUCGAGCGCGGAUGGAACGCCGACGCCGACGCCCGUCCUUCAUUUGACGAGAUCGUCCAAGUCCUGAACGCCAUCUGA